This is a messenger RNA of Gasterosteus aculeatus aculeatus (three-spined stickleback), 3407 nucleotides long. RefSeq names its product FKBP prolyl isomerase 16 (gene fkbp16). Gene Ontology annotation, cellular component: cytosol; membrane; mitochondrial envelope. The record is from RefSeq and is a predicted model, not a curated record. Gene Ontology annotation, molecular function: peptidyl-prolyl cis-trans isomerase activity; protein binding; protein folding chaperone. Lineage: Eukaryota; Metazoa; Chordata; Actinopteri; Perciformes; Gasterosteidae. Gene Ontology annotation, biological process: negative regulation of apoptotic process; protein folding.
CACUGGGUUUUCGCCUCGUGCCCUCAAGGUUUCCAGCCUGUAGGUUGUUUAUCGCGUCGUUUAUCCAAGAUGCAAUCCGACCGGUUUAAAGGCGCCACAGUGUUUCUGCGUGACACACCGGCGAGGAAGCGCUAACGCACCCGAGUGAGAGGUCUAUGCCCACAUAGGUAUGUUUGUUUGGGGAGAGUGACUUUGUAAAACUAACUUUACUCAUUACUGAAAUAAAAAGUGGAAUGUAGCGUUCCAAUGAAUACAACCAACAAUAUAAAAGUGCCAUCUUACAUGUAGCAAAUUAUGGGUUGGCAAUAUUUACAAGAACACUUUUCAGUAUUAAAAAAGCUUAUUGUAUUAUCUAAAUAUAUGUAUAUUAAUUAAUUAAAACAUAUUAAUAUGUCUUUCUUCAAACAGCAGUCCACAAUCUAAAGAUAUGCAAACUAAAAGACAGCAAAAAAAGAGAAUAAGUCAAAAACAGUUCAAUGAAAGUUCCCAAAUAUGGAAUUUGGAUUAACUUAAUCUCUGAUUGACACCAUGCUUUGGCUGUAGAUUAAAGCGUAGCCCCACAGGAAAGUUGUUUUCAUUUACCAUAUGGCUGCGUAGAAGUUUUCUGUCUAAAUGAAUCUUCUCUUGCAGUGCCACAACUUAUUUUUGUCAUUUCCCCUUCUUAGUUGAGUACUUAAUACUUAAAACGUAUCUGUAUUAGAAAAAUGUAUAAUAUAGUUUCUGGUUACAGCUGACAAAAGCAAAUAAUUUAACCUCCAUGGGUUAAAAACAAAGACAUGUUUUCAGUUUUUAAGCAUAGUUGUGAAAUGUCCAAAUGAACUAUACAACAUGAGAUGGUUAUCUGCUUUAAACCUUAAAAAGGUUUUAAUCUGUAUUCUACUGUAAAUUUGACAGCCUGCGGGUAAUUAGUAUUGUAUCAUUCACUUAAAAGCAAAAACAAAAAUCUCUCAAAGCAAAUUGCAUUACAUUUCAUAUCUUUAUUGGUCAACUGCGUUCAUGGGAGCUGUGUUGUGGGGCACGCCGGUGAAGUCAUUAAGAAGCUUACAGACGUUCUGGCAGAUUAGGUUUUUCUCUUCUAAUCCUGCAGAUUACCAAUGCACAAGCCUGCCGACUGGGACUGCGUUGUUUUUUUGCGCUGCAGUUUCUUAACAUUGGUCAUUUUUGGUCGCUGCCGCAUCACUGGACUAUUGUAUGUAGCCCGGGACCGGCACAGGCGGUAGCAGGAGGAGGCCAAGAAGAAACAGAACAACCGAAAUCACAAAGCCUCCGGCGGGAAAAGCUUUUUCUAAAAGCUGUACACGAAGGCAGGAUUUAGGGAUGUCUUCUGAGUUGGAUUUAAUAUAACACAACAUGGGUUUGAACCUCAGGGAGAUCUUCUCUUUGGUUUGAGACGCUGAAGGUGGCAGAAGUUGGUUUCCCGACCGAACUACUACCAACCUGCGGCACCCGAGUGGAACAUUGGCUCCGACUAGCAGAAUUAUCUCUUUUGGAGGCUAAUGCAGGUGGCGUCCAUCGCUCUCGGCAGUGAAAUGGAAACCGAGCCGUGUAGUGGAGAGCGCGAGGAUCCUGCAGUGGAGCGUACCGUGUCUGAGGUUUACCAGCUCGCUGGUGGGGACAGUCCCGCCGAGCCGCCCUGCGGGCCUGCAGAGGACAGCAAGGAGCCGGCUGAAACGGAGAGCUGUGCAGGUGAGAGUGAGAACGCAGAGGCGAAAGCCCCCGCUGGUCCCGAGAAAAGUGGAGACACGGGAUGCAAGCAGCAGAGGAAACUGAAAAAAACAAACAGCUGGAAGAUGGUGAGAUUUCAAGAACCAUCAACAGAGGAUGAUGUCCUGGAGAGAGACAGCUCGGCGGAGAGUCUCUUCCCAGAGUGUGUGACUGCUGAGUGGACUUCCUCCUCCUUUGAAGACCUGUUUGCGGCAGACGAUUGGCAAGACAUCACAGAGGAUCGUCUGUUGAGGAAGAAGGUAGUGGAGUUCGGGGCCCCGGACACGCUCAGCCCCACCUGGGGCCAAGCGGUUACCGUGAAGAUGCAGUGUGUCCUGGAGGACCGCACCGUGGUGGAGAAGGACUGUAAGCUCGCCCUUGUUAUCGGAGAGGGAGAUGUUAACCAGGCCCUGGAGGAGUGUGUCAUGUCCAUGCAAAAGGGUGAGAUCACAUUACUCCUGGCGGAUUCUUUGUAUGCCUAUGGACUACUGGGACGGGAGCCUGAUAUUCCAGCCUGGGCUCCUUUACUCUACCAGCUCCAGCUGCUGGACGUCAGAGAGAAACCGGACCCGCUAACUCUGCCCGUCGCAGACCGCAUCCGCAUUGGCAACCAGAAGCGAGAGCGAGGAAACUUUCAUUUCCAGCGGGAGGAAUACAGCAUGGCUGUCAGAGCCUAUUCGAUGGCUCUGGAUGUGUUAAUCACAUGCGGAAGAGAUGGCGGCGAGAAGGUUGAGGAGGAGGAGGAGGAGGUGCGGGACUACCGGGUGAAGUGUUUGAACAACCUGGCCACCGCUCAGCUCAAGCUGGAGCGCUACGACGAGGCGCUGCACACCAGCCGGGACGUUCUGACCCUCGAGCCAAAUAACGUCAAGUCCCUUUUCAGGCUGGGAAAGCUCCAGUCAGAUAUGGGGGAAUACGAAGAGGCAAUGGAGGUGCUAAAAAGGGCCUUGAAACUGGAGCCGGCCACAAAGGCGAUCCACGUUGAGUUAUCUAAACUGGUCAAAAGGCAGUCAGGAGGCAGAGAUACUCAAGGGUGGAAACCUAAACCAGCGGAGCUGCUUGGAGAGAAUAUCACACCUUUUCUGAUUCCCUCGAAGAAGAAAGAAUCUGGAAUAUCCUGGAAGUUUAUACUCGGCGCGCUGGUUGUGGCCUUGAGCAGCUUAGUGACGUCGCUGAUCCUGACGGCGAGAAACUGACGUCGUCUGCAGGAUGAAAUGUUGAUUCAAGUCCUCAUUAAUUCAUUUGUAAAGAGUUUUUUUUUUUUUACUGUGAAGUUGUAUUUCUUGUAGGAAAAAGUUUUCAAAGAAAGGUGUCCAGUAUUAUUGAAAAUUGAGAUAGUAAAGCAUAAAUACCAGCAGAGAUUUCAUCUUUCCAGAGGUCUGUUUUAUUUGGAAAAGUGAUAAAAACACAACAAAAGUGAUCCAGGAACUUUUGUCAAGAAUGUAAUCUUAGUAAACAGACAUUUUUCAACAUCAAAAUUCUUAAAAUAUUUGAUCAGUGCUCCAAUAAUUGAAGGUUUCGAAACUGUGAUGUAAUCUCGAUCACGCGGAUGCUUAAUAAAAUUGUUAAAAAUGCAAAUUUGGUCGCAAAGGGGAACAUUCAUUUAAAAAUACUAUUGUACAUGAGUCUCAAAUAAAAUCUUAUUAUUUAUUUAAUUCAUGAAAUGACUACCAAAUAAAUAAAAAACCCUAAAGAAAAGUAAA